Aspergillus homomorphus CBS 101889 is the source of this 1949-nucleotide messenger RNA. RefSeq lists its product as uncharacterized. The transcript has a single exon. NCBI's taxonomy places the organism in Eukaryota, Fungi, Ascomycota, Eurotiomycetes, Eurotiales, Aspergillaceae. The coding region runs from base 229 to 1725 and encodes 498 amino acids. The record is from RefSeq and is a predicted model, not a curated record.
CCUUGAUAGAAAGUGAUUCUUUAUACGAUCUCAAUGAUCCAGGUUUGAUUGAUGCCUGAGGCAAGCACUCGCCGACUCAGAUCGCUGAUCAAGAUUGAAGUUUAAGCAACAAGGUCCAACUGCAGCGAGCAGUGCUUAACUACACGCAUACUUUACCAACCACCUACAACGAUCAGAGUUCAACCAUGAUCUAAGUAUAGACGCACGACUUGCGGAGACUACACGAGCAUGCUACUUACGCCAAUUUAUGUUCGCGGCCGCCGCAAAAGACGUCCAAGCGACGAGGACGAUGACGCUCCGAAGCCCAUCCCCAGCGGACCGCGAGGCGGCCGGCCGUUACUGUCGCCGCAGGCGAAGCUGAACGCAUCGCAGAUUCGAGGCCACAGGCGCGCUCGUCUGCUGACUGCCAACCCGACCAAGCUGCGCAAGAAAAAACACUCGCUUCUGGAGAACCUUCCGAAUGAGUUGAUUGAGAAAAUCUUCCUAUACUCACUGAACGUGAACUUCGCGCGCGCGUCGCCCAUCCUCUCUACGGCUGUGUCCACUGAGCGCAUCUACCGUGCUUUGAUCCUGUUGACCUUGUGGGAUGACAGCGCUGAGAUGCCUGUAUCGUCCGGUAGUCGGGGGUCGAGAAAUGCAAUCGUUCGCAUACUUCGACCCUUGGACUACACGCCUCUCAGUGUUGCGCAGCGACGAGAACUGCAAACCGCUAUUUUGCAUUGUCGAUGGUGUACCGUGCAGCGGAUACUCGACCAGCUGCCGGAACUGAUGAACUUGGUUGUUCAGCGACACUGGUUCGGGGCAGGAAUCAGCAUGGUGAAAGAUCAGGAGAAUGCAUUGACUCGUUUCCUCAACCAGGGAGGAGAAGUUAAUGUGUUUGAGGGUUUCGAGACUACCAACACCACCCCGGACGUGUCGACACCUGCACCCACAACCAACUACACCCUCUCCAUCAACCCUUCAGUUUCCAUCACCAUUACCAACCACGCUAUCGGCGAGCAAACCACCCACCCUAUUCUCAGCCCCUUGCUCAUUCCAGACAAAUAUCUUCAAGGCAGCACAGCCUACGACUCCGCAUCUCCGUCCCCAGCUGCUUCAGACGACGGAUUUUCACCAGCCUUGAUUACCUACCUGGAGAUCCACCGACUUGUGCUAGGAUUUACCACCGAUACCCUUCCUCUGACUCCCCCUAAACACACACUCGCCCUCUCCCGCCCGUCCCUACAACAAGGCAUCCACACCUCUCUCGUUUCCAACAAUCUCCCCGCACUCCUCACCCUCCUGAAACUAGACGAAUACUACUUCCGCGUCACCGAACAAGCACACAUAACUGCCCAGGGCCAAGACCAAGACACCACCGCGGUAGUUCCGUACGCAAUACCCGCAACGCACUUCCGCACCGCGGUGCGCUUUGCCCCGCGCGAUCUGGAGUUCUUCCGAACGUUAGUGCGAGCCAAUGCCGAGUCCGUCCCCGCCGACGACCCCGAGAUCACGGAGUGGGCGAUGCGUCUUCAGAAUCCCUUCGGCCGGUGGCUGUUGGAGCUGAUGCUGCGGCUCCCAGAGCAGGCGGCCGCAGCGAAGCGGAACCCCGUCCAAGACUCGGUGUUUUGGAUGGGGCGGGCGAACGCGGGGAGAAGAGAGUUGGCGAGUUGGUAUCUUCGGGAUGUUCUCGGUGGAAUGGAAAGCCUGGAGAGCUGGAUGGGCGAUGUGCAAGUCCGGUCGUAACCGCCGUCGUCUUCUUGAUCCAUUCUGCCGGAAGCGUACAUUGUUGCGGAGGCGGUGGGGAGGCUGUAGCGGGAAAAAGCCGGCGCCGGCGGAAUGUCUUGUGAGGUGAGUAUGAUAUGAAGGACAGCUUCUUUCUUAUCCUCCCCUCUUCAGACCACCACAAAUUCACUUUCACCGCUCCUACACGCCAUGAAAAUCUAGCCGUAGCAUCUCCACCCAUAUAC